This is a messenger RNA of Penicilliopsis zonata CBS 506.65, 691 nucleotides long. RefSeq lists its product as hypothetical. NCBI's taxonomy places the organism in Eukaryota, Fungi, Ascomycota, Eurotiomycetes, Eurotiales, Aspergillaceae. The record is from RefSeq and is a predicted model, not a curated record. The transcript has 2 exons. Bases 305 to 658 code for a protein of 117 amino acids.
GCGGAUGACAAGGAUAGCGUAAAAGACGCACUAAGAGCUUGGAAACUUUCGGAGUCAGGGCCUGCCAGCCUAUCGGGUAAUCUGAUGGAUAUCUAGAGGGAAUUUUCUGAAGUGCAUAUAUUAAUAAGCUGCUUCAUUUUCCUCUUCAUGCUGGACACUGGAUUAUGCAAGUUACCCCGCAUCGUGUCUUGUUUCUAUCAGGUGAGGUAGGCAAUUUUCACGGGCAGGCUUACUAUAAAGGCGCCUCGUAUGUAGAUCUUGUUAUCAUCAGCUCUGACCCUUACAGGAAGACCAUUCCAAUAUCAUGUCGGUUCCAAAAAAGGUGUUAGAGACAUUCAUUCAGAAUUUCAACAUACCUAAAGCAAAAUCGAAACUCUCCGCUGAAAAUGCCGGAGGAAGGCUCUUUCCGUCGAGAAAUACCAAAAACGAUGCAGCAUCCAAUUUUCGAGCUGACCAAGGGUCUCCGUACACGAAUGACCCUGACACUUUCUCGGUCAACGUGCAAGCAAACGCGAACGCCUCAAAUACCUCUGUCAGAAGAUUCGCAGAAAAAAAUCCAGACAAGAAACUCUUCGCAUUUCCUAUGAAGAAGGAUGAUACUGAUGAAGAUGUGAAAAAUAAAAUGAUUGACGCAGCAAAAUCUGGAGGUUAUUUAUAGUUGAAAGUUCUUGCAUCUUCCUGCCUGCUCAUG